Closterium sp. Naga37s-1 is the source of this 201-nucleotide messenger RNA. Lineage: Eukaryota; Viridiplantae; Streptophyta; Zygnematophyceae; Desmidiales; Closteriaceae. The record is from the annotation of a GenBank genome assembly.
AUGGCUGGAGUUGUCGUUGUCAGCUCUGAGGAGCAGUGGAGGUCAACCCUUUCCGGGGCCAAGAAUGACGGCAAAGUGGUGAUCGUGGAUUUCACCGCGACUUGGUGUGGCCCAUGCCGGUUGAUCGGUCCGAUUUUUGCCGAAUACGCUGCUCAGUUUCCAUCAAUAAUCUUCCUCAAAGUGGACGUCGACGCUCUCCCG